AUGGUGCUGAAAAAGAUAGAAGAGAAUGCCGUCAAAACUAAUUCCCCAGUUUCAUCGUCAAAUGACGACAAGGAGAAGCACGUGGUGAUGAAGAUCAGUUGGUACUCGACGGCGUGGAGCCAUGCAAGGCCGUACCUGGCGAUGGUUCUGCUGCAGUUUGGGUACGCGGCAAUGUCAAUAAUCACCAAGCUGGCUCUGAACAAGGGCAUGAGCCAGCAUGUCUUGGUGGUCUACAGGCAUGCCGUCGCCACUGCUCUCAUUGCUCCCUUCGCCUUCAUCUUCGACAGGAAUUCUCGGCCAAAGAUGACGCGGGGAACCUUGCUCAAGAUAGCUCUGCUUGGAUUGCUAGAACCGACGAUCGACCAGAAUUUGUAUUACACGGGGAUGAAGUUGACCACGGCAACUUUCGCCACAUCCAUGAAGAACAUUCUGCCAGCCUUCACUUUCAUCCUGGCUUUGGCUUUCAGGCUAGAGAAGAUCAAACUAAAGAAAGCACAGAGCCAGGCUAAGAUUUGGGGAACCGUUGUGACCCUCGCCGGAGCAAUGGUCAUGACUUGGUUCGAAGGAGCUAGGCUUAACCUGCCAUGGCCGCAAGGCUAUUAUCAAGGUUCAACAAAUUCGAUUGCUACUACUGAUCAUGCUGCUCAAGAUGAUCCUGUGAAAGGCGGCCUUAUGAUUGCUGCUGGCUGCCUCUCUUGGGCUGCUUUCAUCAUCCUUCAGGCAAUCACGUUGAAGUCGUACCCAGCUGAGCUAUCGUUGACGGCAAUGAUCUGCAUGAUGGGAACGUUGGAGGGCUCGAUUUUGGCGGUUGGGCUUGAAUGGGGAAACCCAUCUGCAUGGGCCAUACACAUGGACAUCAAGUUGCUAGCUUAUGUUUAUACCGGAGUGGUAUGCUCAGGGAUUGGGUAUUAUGUACAAGGAAUGGUGAUGAAGAGGCGUGGUCCAGUUUUCGUGACGGCGUUCAACCCUUUGGGCAUGGUCAUCGUCACAAUUGCCGGCUCCAUCUUCUUGUCGGAGCUCCUCUUCAUGGGAAGGGUGAUUGGUGCCGGGAUGAUACUUGUCGGACUCUAUAUGGUGCUGUGGGGGAAAAGUAGAGACCAGCAGGCCACCGGAAACGGCGACGGCGCCGAUCACGAGCAGCAGUUUAUAAUCGCCGUCGAACUUUCCACGUUAUGA
Linum trigynum is the source of this 1176-nucleotide messenger RNA. The record is from the annotation of a GenBank genome assembly. Lineage: Eukaryota; Viridiplantae; Streptophyta; Magnoliopsida; Malpighiales; Linaceae.